Molecule: messenger RNA, 1658 nt
Organism: Saimiri boliviensis boliviensis (Bolivian squirrel monkey)
Lineage: Eukaryota; Metazoa; Chordata; Mammalia; Primates; Cebidae
Source: RefSeq, a predicted model, not a curated record
UACAGUAUUGGGUGUGAGAGAAGGGUUCAACGGAAGAGGGUGGGGUGUCUGGACAUGCGCAGGGCCGCGAGACUGUCGGUGGGGUAGCGAGGGAGACGGUCCCACCACUGCUCCGAAGGGCCGGGACUCCCAGUGGGGGCGGGCCCCUCAGAGCGCCCGCCUGCUGACUCCCAAGCCUGGAGCCCGGGCAGAGUGGUCACCUCCGUUCCUGCAAACCCGUGCAUGAUGGCAUCGUCGAGCCCUGACGCCCCGUGUUCCUGCGACUGCUUUGUCUCGAUGCCUCCGGCCUCAGCCAUCCCGGCUGUCAUCUUUGCCAAGAACUCGGACCGACCCAGGGACGAGGUGCAGGAGGUGGUGUUUGUCCCCGCAGGCACUCACACUCCUGGGAGCCGGCUCCAGUGCACCUACAUUGAGGUGGAACAGGUGUUGAAGACGAACGCUGUGAUUCUGAGCCGCCCUUCUUGGCUGUGGGGGGCUGAGAUGGGCGCCAACGAGCAUGGUGUCUGCAUUGGCAACGAGGCUGUGUGGACGAAGGAGCCAGUUAGAGAGGGGGAAGCCCUGCUGGGCAUGGACCUCCUCAGGCUGGCUUUGGAACGGAGCACCUCUGCCCAGGAGGCCUUGCAUGUGAUCACAGGCUUACUGGAGCGCUAUGGGCAGGGGGGCAGCUGCCUGGAGGACCCUGCACCGUUCUGCUACCAUAACACCUUCCUGCUGGCUGACCGCACUGAGGCGUGGGUGCUGGAGACAGCUGGGAGGCUCUGGGCUGCGCAGAGGAUCCAGGAGGGAGCCCGAAACAUCUCCAACCAGCUGAGCAUUGGCACAGAUAUCUCGGCCCAACACCCGGAGCUUCAGACCCAUGCCCAGGCCCAGGGCUGGUGGGAUGGGCAGGGCACCUUUGACUUUGCUCAGGUCUUCUCCCUGACCCAGCAGCCUGUGCGCAUGGAGGCUGCCAAGGCCCGCUUCCUGGCAGGGCAGGGGCUGCUGCGGCAACAGCAAGGGGGCAUCACGGCAGAGGUGAUGAUGGGCAUCCUCAGGGACAAGGAGAGUGGCAUCUGUAUGGACUCAGGUGGCUUUCGCACCACCGCCAGCAUGGUGUCCGUCCUGCCCCAGGAUCCCACGCAGCCCUGUGUGCACUUUCUCACGGCCACGCCAGACCCAUCCAGGUCCGUGUUUAAACCUUUUAUCUUCGGGGUGGGGGUGGCCCAGGCCCCCCAGGUGCUGUCCCCAACUUUUGGAGCACAGGACCCUGUUCGGACCCUGCCCCGAUUCCAGACUCAGGUAGAUCGUCGGCACACCCUUUACCGUGGACACCAGGCAGCCCUGGGGCUGAUGGAGAGUGAUCAGGAUCAGGAGCAGCAGCUCCGGCAGAAACAGAGGGAUCUGGAGCAGGAAGGUCUCAAGGCCGUACGGGGGCUGCUGGCCAGCGAGGGGGCCCCACCCUUCCAGGAACUGGGCAGCCUCUUCCAGGCCUUUGUGAAGAGGGAGAGCCAGGCUUACCUGUAAGCUUCACAGCUUCUGCUGGCCUGGGGUGGGCCUGGACCCCUGCAGCAAACUGCCCUGAGCUGGUGGUACUGAAGUUUGAGCAAUCCCUUCACACCCCCUGGCCAUGUUCUGAGCAGCCAACUUGGCCUUUGCCUUAAUAAAUGUGCUUUGUUUUC